UAAACGGAAGUGAGGGAAGAAGGAAGGAGACAAGUGACCUAAACAUGGCGUACCCGCUGGGUAGCAGAAGUGGCGAUGCAAUGUUAUCUUUAUCGUGGCGAUCUAAUCAUAAAAUCUUGAUGUGCUAUUUAGUUUUGGCAUUACAUCUUACGUUGCAACCAGUUUCUGCCAAAAGCAGCAGCCUAAAAGAAGUCACUGAUGGAAAUUGGCAGGACAUCUUGGAAGGAGAGUGGAUGAUAGAAUUCUUUGCACCAUGGUGUCCGGCAUGCCAACAGCUUCAGCCGGUAUGGACUGAGUUUGCUGACUGGGGGGAGGACAUGGGGGUCAACAUAGCCAAGGUGGACGUCACAGAACAACCUGGUUUGAGCGGGCGAUUCAUCAUAACUUCACUUCCGACCAUUUACCACUGCAAGGAUGGGGUUUUCAGGAGGUACCAGGGAGCACGUACUAAAGAUGACUUUCUGAGCUUCAUAGAUGAGAAGAGGUGGCAGGCGAUUGAGCCCGUCUCUUCCUGGUUUGGUCCAUCUUCCUUUUUAAUGAACACAAUGUCUGCUCUCUUCAAGCUGUCCAUGUUUAUCCGGCGUUGUCAUAACUACCUGACAGAGCAGUUGGGGAUUCCCGUUUGGGGCUCGUAUGUCAUCUUCGGCCUGGCCACUCUUUUCUCUGGUCUGGUGUUGGGACUGAUACUGGUGUUCCUUGCUGACUUCGUCUUCCCAUCGCGUAGGUUUUCCUCCUCGGACUAUUACCAGAAGAAACAGUCAAUUGAACAAGCCCGGCUGAUCCAGCAACUAGAGGAUGAACAAGAGGCCGACGGGGAGGAAGACGACGAAGAAGAGGACGAGGAGGAGGACGGUGAACAGGAGGAGGUCUGGAGGAGGAGGAGGAGAGGAUCGCCCGAGGGCCGCCCAGAGCCACGUGGACAGGCCCUCCCUGACCAAGCCCUGAGGAAGAGGGUGGUGGCCAACCGGGAGGAGCAGGAGGACGAGGACAUCUAGAGGCUGAGGCAGGAGCUGCAGACGCCUCCCCCACCCUACUCCCAAGGGAACAGCAGCGAGGGGUUAGUGGGGGAGCGCGGCCCCGAGUUGCAGUAGUGUUUACAGAAGGGAGCCCGCUAAGCCUCAAGGAGGCGGGGUCUGGCAACCACUUCCUGCUUCCUCCCCCGUCCCUCGGCUGCCCUGGGUGACGUCUAGACUCUCUCACGACUGCUCUCACCAGCAGCAGCCUCCCCGCGGGGGGGCAACUCUCCCAACACCUGCUCUACAUGUCUGAAACCAGUCCAAGGAGUGAGGUUUAAGUAUGAAGUGCAGUAGAUCUGAUCUUUUUUCUGGGGCAGUUUUGUUCAUGCUAUGCAUCUUUUUAUUGUUAUUUUUACGUUUGUCCCUCUUAACAAAUUAUAUAUUGCUUGUGUUUUGCCCUUUGUAAGAUGUUUUAUAUCUAAUAUAAUAUGUUGUUUUCCACUGCCUGUACCUCAGAAAUCCCAGUUCAUCUUUUCAUCCACUUCAAGUCUUCCCAGGCAUUUCAUGUUAUAAUUGCAGUUAGUUCACCGCAACACGGAUCAUCUGUGUGUCUUUACGCGUGAGAAAUAACAAUAGUAGCUACUUUUUGCUUUAUCUCCGACUCCAGGAAAGAGGUAAACAUUAUGAGGAAACGCUGAAAAAAACGAAUCUGGAAACUCCAUCUCUUAAAUGCUGUGUAAGGGUUUGAUACAUAGCUUGCACUCUACACAAGUAUCCAUUUAUGAGCAAAGACACCAAAAUGUUGACUUGAUUUGAGUGUGCAGUGGCCCUCGUUCCUCUGUAAGACUGACCCACAACAACAACGGAGAGGUUGUGUGCUGCCUGAGCUUACUCCAGUGUCAGGAUCGUGGUGCUACCUGUGUGACUAUUAUAAAAUAUGGAUGAUUAAACAUCAGUUUUGUGCUGUAAAUAUGACCUAUUGUUGUCUUCACUGCGAAAAGACCUACAAAAUACUGAAAACCUGAAGCCUGGUUCAGACUGCCAGGUCUAAAACUGUGUCCUGGUUGACGUUCCGUGGAACUAAACAGUCAGCCACGUAGUGUGAACCAGUGGGCUGUUCUAGAUGCCAGUCUGAAGGGAAUCUCAGGGUGGGUCGUUUGUUUGACAUUGUUUCUAAUAUCGUAAUUCUAAUAUUAUUUUACUUAUUCUUGCCGAGAUUCCAUUUUUGAUUGGGAACGUGCCAUUGCUCUGGCACAGUGCAUGCUGGUGUGGAGAGUUUUUCAGGGAUACAAACUCUGGCUUCUUAUGUUGGACAAACUGUACAGUUCAGUGUGUGGAUGUUGGAUGGCUUGUCCUGUAAACAAAGUCCAAAAGUGGAGUGGGUGAGAGUGAAGUCGCUGGAGCUUUUCUUCUUUUUGUUCUCUUUCCCUCAAAUGUUUCACUUGCUGUUCAGUGCUGAUGUGUGAUUGUGUGAGGGUUUUCUGAUUUGGUCCAGUAGACAAUGGUGACAAACAUGAUUGAUUCUUUUGAAGGUAAUAUGGAAUUCAAUCUCAUCUCAUGUCCUCAUUGAAAAUGAUCUACAGCACAAGGAUCUAGAAUCAACCAAAUCUAGAAUCAACAGACAUGCUCGUAACACGUCCAACCCUCCAGAUCUUUCAGCUUCAUAGAAACAGACUGGGAUGCUAGAACCUGUAAUGCUUUUGUGCAUAAAUCUCACUUUUAAGUUUAAUGAUGCAGCUAUAUAUAAUAGCUCAUGGUUUUUACAGUUAAGUUGUGCUUUUCAGCAAGCUUACCAUAGUUAAUGGUGGUUUUGCGACUGUUUAUCAACCUGAUGUAACCGUUUCCUGGCUGACCCACGCUUCCUCACCUCUGCUGGGGCCAACAACUUCACAGACAUGAAACUUAGCCUGCAGUGCUUAGUGUGAACCAGACCUUUCUAAAUAAAGAAUUGAUAUGUUUGGAAAAAA
Messenger RNA from Hypomesus transpacificus, 2923 nucleotides. It is a transcript of the gene tmx1, whose product is annotated as thioredoxin-related transmembrane protein 1. Bases 45 to 995 code for a protein of 316 amino acids. The transcript has 8 exons. NCBI's taxonomy places the organism in Eukaryota, Metazoa, Chordata, Actinopteri, Osmeriformes, Osmeridae. The record is from RefSeq and is a predicted model, not a curated record.